GUAGUCGAUCCCUGACGGAGUCACCGACCGCCUGGAACCGGGGGGUGUAAUCCCACAUGAACGGUGGCCUUAACGGGCAGGUAACAGUCCGCCGCGAUGAGGCUCCGUGUGGCCGGAGCCGUGCUGCUGUCGGCGGCCGCCUACUACGUCUACCUGCCCUUACCGAGCGGCGUGAGCGAACCAUGGAAGCUGAUGCUGCUGGACGCGCUGUUCAGGAGCUUCCUGCAGGCGAGUGACGUGGCUCAUGCGCUGGGCGUGUGCCAUCGGGUCCACCUGUUGAACCAGGUGGUGUCCUGGGUGGAGGACAUCGAGCCUCGCUCCUGCCCCGCCGUGCACGUGACCGACUCCACGCUGGGCGGCGUGCCAGCCCGCGUCUUCCAGCCGAAGGGAGGGAAGCAGCAGCUGAAGAGGGGAGUCAUAUAUUUCCACGGUGGAGGAUGGGCGCUCGGCAGCGGACGGAUGCGAUCGUACGACCGUCUUUGUCGGAAAAUGGCGGAGGACCUGGACGCUGUCGUCGUGUCUGUGGAUUACCGUCUCGCUCCAGAGGCGGUGUUCCCGGAUCAGUACCACGACACGCUGGCGGCGUCGCGGGCCUUCCUGACGGCUCAGGUUUUAGAGCGCUACGGCGUCGACCCGGAGAGGGUGUGUGUGUCUGGCGACAGCGCUGGAGCGAACCUGGCUGCUGCUGUGGCGCAGGAGCUCGGCUCUGAUGACAGCCUGACAGUGAAGUUCAAGGUCCAGGCGCUGAUCUACCCCGUGCUGCAGGCGCUGGACUUCUACACCCCGUCCUACCAGCAGAACCGGGCCGUGCCCAUCCUCUACAGGCCCGUCAUGGCUCGUUUCUGGCUGCAGUACCUGGGCGCCGACACGUCCCUGGAGCCCCUCCUGCUCGCCAACAACCACAGCUCCCUGGACCAGCCGGCCAUCAGCGGCAGCACGCGUUCAAAGCUGGACUGGACCGCGUUGCUCCCGGCCGAACGCAGGAAGCACUUCCGGCCGGUUGUGAAAGAAACGGGCUCGCCGGGGGUGAUGGGCGAGGUACCGGAGCUGAUGGACGCGAGGGCGGCGCCGCUGCUGGCGGAGCAGGGGGUUCUGGGUAGGACGCCUAAAGCAUACGUGAUGACCUGCGAGUUUGACGUGCUGAGGGACGACGGGUUGAUGUACGUCAGACGGCUGCAGGACGCCGGCGUCACGGUGACCAGCGAUCACUACGAGGACGGUUUCCACGGCUGCAUGGUGUUUGCGUUCCUGCCGAUGAGGUCCAGCGUCGGACGGAGGAGCAUGAACAACUACAUCCACUGGCUGGACCAGAACCUGUAAGAACCGGGAGAAACGGAACCAAAGAUG
Sebastes umbrosus (honeycomb rockfish) is the source of this 1347-nucleotide messenger RNA. Its product is annotated as neutral cholesterol ester hydrolase 1-like. Gene Ontology annotation, molecular function: carboxylic ester hydrolase activity. Gene Ontology annotation, cellular component: membrane. Lineage: Eukaryota; Metazoa; Chordata; Actinopteri; Perciformes; Sebastidae. The transcript has 5 exons. The record is from RefSeq and is a predicted model, not a curated record. Bases 97 to 1320 code for a protein of 407 amino acids.